This is a messenger RNA of Ectocarpus siliculosus, 1404 nucleotides long. Lineage: Eukaryota; Phaeophyceae; Ectocarpales; Ectocarpaceae. The record is from the annotation of a GenBank genome assembly.
AUGGGAAGGCUGGGGGCCCAGCUCAACAAGAACAGCUGGGACCUUUCCAAGCUCCAGAAGUUCGAGAAAAACUUCUACAUCGAGCACCCUCACGUUACCAGCCGGUCUCAAGAGGAAGGAGAUGCCUGGAGGCGAUCGGUGGGCAUCACCAUCCAGGGGGACGGCAUCCCGAAGCCUGUCAUGACCUUCGAGGAGGCGUCGAUGCCCGAGUACGUCCUGCGAGAGGUUUUGAAGCAGGGAUUCCCCAAGCCCACGCCCAUCCAGAGCCAGGGCUGGCCCAUGGCGCUUCUGGGGAGGGACAUGGUGGGAAUUUCCGCCACUGGUUCGGGAAAAACGCUGGCAUUCUUGCUGCCCGCCAUGAUCCACAUCAACGCGCAGCCGUACCUGGAGCAAGGUGAUGGCCCGAUCGUUCUGGUCGUGGCCCCUACCCGAGAGCUGGCGGUUCAGAUUAAGGAGGAGUGCGACAAGUUCGGCGGGUCGAGUGACAUCAAGAACACGUGCGUCUACGGCGGCGUGCCGAAACGGUCACAGGUCUACGACCUCAGCCGUGGCGUGGAGAUCGUGAUCGCCACCCCCGGACGGCUGAUCGACCUACUCGAGUCGGGCAAGACAAACCUUCGUCGGGUCACCUACCUCGUCCUGGAUGAGGCGGACCGAAUGCUGGACAUGGGCUUCGAGCCCCAGAUCCGCUCCAUCGUGAGCCAGAUCCGCCCCGACCGCCAGACUCUCAUGUGGAGCGCCACGUGGCCCAAGGAGGUGGAGGGGCUCGCCAGGGACUUCCUGCGGAACUACUACCAAGUGACGGUUGGAUCUCUAGAGCUGUCGGCCAACAAGGAUAUCCAGCAGGUUGUCGAAAUCGUGGAGGACUUCGGCAAGUACAGGGUCCUCGCCAAACAUCUCCAGGAGCACAACAACGCGGGAAGGGUGCUCAUCUUCGUUGAGACCAAGAAGGGCUGCGACGCUCUCACCCGCUCCCUCCGCCACGAGGGCUGGCCCGCUCUCGCCAUCCACGGCGACAAGAAUCAGAGCGAGCGCGACCGUGUCCUGCACGACUUCAAGGAAGGGAGGUCGCUCAUCCUUGUGGCUACCGACGUGGCGGCCCGUGGGUUGGACGUCAAGGACAUCCGGAUGGUAAUCAACUUCGACUUCCCCAAGGAGAUGGAGUCGUACGUCCACCGCAUCGGCAGGUGCGGGCGUGCAGGGCACAAGGGCACAGCUAUCAGCUUCUUCGCCGGGAAAAACUCCAAGUGCGCGAGGGAACUCAUCAGGAUCCUCAAGCAGGCAAACCAGAAGCCGAGACGACCAAGGCAGUUAGUUGUGUAUGAUGACAACCACAAGGACCAGCAUGCAAUGACCGAAGUCUUCGACCUCAACAAGCCAUCACAAUCGUGUGCUUUUCGAUGA